Messenger RNA from Spirodela intermedia, 993 nucleotides. The record is from the annotation of a GenBank genome assembly. NCBI's taxonomy places the organism in Eukaryota, Viridiplantae, Streptophyta, Magnoliopsida, Alismatales, Araceae.
AUGGGUGGGUCAGUGGCGGCGGCGCUGCUGGGGGUGGUUGUGGUGGUGGUGGGGGCGGCAAUGGCGGAGGGGAAGCUGGCGGUGGACUACUACGCGGCGAGCUGCCCGCGGGCGGCAGAGAUCGUCUCAGAGACGGUGGUGAGCAAGCAGAUCGCGAGCCCCACCACGGCGGCGGGGACCCUGCGGGUCUUCUUCCACGACUGCUUCCUCGAUGGUUGCGACGGCUCCGUGCUCGUCUCCUCCACCGCCUUCCACCGCGCCGAGCGCGACGCCGACAUCAAUCUCUCCCUCCCCGGCGACGCCUUCGACCUCGUCGUCCGCGCCAAGACCGCCGUCGAGCUCGCCUGCCCCGGCAUCGUCUCCUGCGCCGACAUCCUCGCCCUCGCCACCCGCGACCUCCUCACCAUGCUCGGCGGCCCCUUCUUCCCCGUCCGCCUAGGCCGCAGGGACAGCCUCGUCUCCCGUGCCGACCUCGCCGCCGCGCGCCUCCCCCUCGCCAACGCCACCGUCUCCCAGCUCAUCGAGCUAUUCGCGCAGCGCGGCUUCUCGGCGCGGGAGCUCGUCGCGCUGUCCGGCGCGCACACCGUCGGGUUUGCGCACUGCAAGGAGUUCGCAGCACGGGUGGGCCUGGACGGUGGCGGCGCGGCCGAUGCGGCGGCGGAGCCGCGGUAUGCGGAAGCGGUGAGGAGGGCCUGCGCGGACUACCGCAGCAGGCCCACGGUGGCGGUGUUCAACGACGUCAUGACGCCGAACAAGUUCGACAAUGUGUACUUCCAGAAUUUGAGGAGGGGGAUGGGGCUGUUGGGGACGGACCAGGCGCUGGCGGGGGACCCCAGGACGAGGCCGUUCGUGGAGCUCUACGCCGCCGAUGAGGGCGUCUUUUUCAGGGACUUUGCUCGCGCCAUUGAGAAGCUCAGCGUGUACGGGGUCAAGACCGGCGGCCAAGGGGAGGUCCGGCGGCGCUGCGAUCAGUUCAAUGGCUUCACCACCUGA